AUGGAUGCGAUGAAGAAGACGAAGAAGAAUAACAACAGAAGCAAAGGAAUGAAGGAAGAAGAUGCAGAGAGGCAGCGGUGGAGUUGGAGGCUGAACAAAAUAACCAAGCAGCCAAUCCAGGUCCAGGGCAUUCCAGUCAUCUACUCUGCUGGGGACAAUGACAAGAGUCUCAAAGAGUUUCAACCAGACCUCUCUCGGCUUGUUUCAAAUGUCGCCGGCCUUAUUUGCGCCCAGUCUGGCCCAGUGCCUAGGUUCCGCUUAACGGGCACCAAACGGCGAAAAGCUGGGCUAGGCUAGAAUACUUGAUACAAAAGAGAACGAGUGGUCACUGGAAUGUUGAAGGAAAAUGAA
This is a messenger RNA of Blastomyces dermatitidis ER-3, 351 nucleotides long. RefSeq lists its product as uncharacterized. The record is from RefSeq and is a predicted model, not a curated record. Lineage: Eukaryota; Fungi; Ascomycota; Eurotiomycetes; Onygenales; Ajellomycetaceae. The coding region runs from base 1 to 297 and encodes 98 amino acids. The transcript is spliced from 2 exons.